This is a messenger RNA of Pyrenophora tritici-repentis Pt-1C-BFP, 1686 nucleotides long. RefSeq lists its product as uncharacterized. The record is from RefSeq and is a predicted model, not a curated record. NCBI's taxonomy places the organism in Eukaryota, Fungi, Ascomycota, Dothideomycetes, Pleosporales, Pleosporaceae.
AUGGCAAGACGCAAAGCGAAGAAUCUCGCGCCAUCGGUCCCGCUAAGACCUGCCGGUAACCAAGCUGACGAGACGAGAAUUACCCAGCACUUCGAGGCUAUCACUCAACGCAGCGCUGGUGAUUAUCUCAGCAGGCUUCCAGAUGAGAGAUACCUUCAUAACUGGGAUCACGUAUCAUCGACAAAAUUCAUUAGCGCUCUAAUUGCGAAGCUUACUUUUGCAAGGCUGGUCAAGGAGGUGAAGGAGGUUGGCACACAGUACUACGCUUGGGACAAGUAUCACUGUGUUGCCCGUCGCUACCGCAAUGCCGAAAUCAUCGAGUCCAUGCGUUCUCUCACGGUAAACCUUGAAAUCCCUCAAGCCGAUGCCUAUAACGCUCUAUUCAUCGACGACCAGGAUCUUUAUCACAAUCUGGAAGCAGCACUCAUCUUGUUUCAAACACCAAACAUUGAGAGGCUCUCAAUGAACUGCGCCCCAGGAUUGAAAACACUGGUCCGGUCUUCAUUCGGAUUCCUCAUGAAUUCACUCAGGGAGCCUUACGCAGCUCUUCUGCCUCUGCUCUAUGCAGCACAAAACAUUCCGUACGGCAAGGUGCACACGUUCAAGAACCUUAGAAGCCUCAGGCUACGUAUGAUUGGUCUGCAUAUCAAUACCGUAUCACCACUGCUUCAGCUGGAGUCUCUACGUGACUUGGUACUUUUUGAUUAUGAGGACAUGGGAUUCGACCUUGAUGACCCACCUUGCGAAUGGAAGUGUCCUUCGCAGACCUCGAACGUCCAAAAUAUAAGGCUGUACAACUUCCAAUGCCAUCUGGGGUCUCUGGAGCAUCUUCUGCAGUCAUGCCGAGCCUUGAAGACGUUCUCUUUAACUACUACGCAGGAUAACAUCCCUGUCUCGAACUGGCCGAAAUUCAAGGUCCUUUUGUACAAAAAUCAGCCUUACCUGAGAGCGGUGAAGAUCAAGGACAUGCGUUUUAGCAGGAUAGAUUUUGAGCCACUAGGGUCUCUCAAAGAGUUUACAUGCCUGGAAUAUCUUGCUGUAGCACUGGAGCUCUUGAUUGAUCCUUCGGAUGAAACCAAGGAUUCCACACUCGACAAAGUAUUGCCUCCAAGCCUACAGACCCUCGUACUCCGCAAAGGACAUGAAAGGUCACUUCCGCAGUCUAUUGAGGAUAUUUUCGACAGAGUCGAAUGCGACAGACAAUUUCAAACGUUGCUGAAUGCAUGCCAGACGGGGAGAAUACCCUUCAAGACCUUUGGUAUAUGGUAUCAUACGAGAUUUCCUAUAGACAUUCAUGGAAGCCUCCUGGUUGGAAAUUAUUGGGAUAUUGAUGACGUGCAUAUCGACUUUUACGGAUGUGCGAGGCUCUUCAAGACACUCGGUAUACACUUUGAUUACGUCAUCCAAGUACACCACGAACUAGAACAUGAAUGCCAAAAGAUUCUGAUACCGACCCUAGUCAAAAGGGGAAAGACGGUUGAGCGAGAGUAUAGAAAACAUCUGAGAUCUACCUCUAAUACCUAUUUCCUCUACAAUUUUAAGUGUGUCCGGCGUCCGACCUUCUUUGAUAAAGAUGACGACCGGUACCAGAUUCAGUCCGACAGUAUAGUAGAGAAAAACAGGGCACGAGGUUUACAAACAGUGCCCUUUUAUGCGGAAGACGACAGCCCACGCGGCCCAGGAUAA